Messenger RNA from Rhizophagus irregularis DAOM 181602=DAOM 197198, 1065 nucleotides. RefSeq lists its product as uncharacterized. Gene Ontology annotation, molecular function: monoatomic ion channel activity. The record is from RefSeq and is a predicted model, not a curated record. Lineage: Eukaryota; Fungi; Glomeromycota; Glomeromycetes; Glomerales; Glomeraceae. Gene Ontology annotation, biological process: calcium ion import across plasma membrane. Gene Ontology annotation, cellular component: plasma membrane.
CAAAAAUUCGGGCAAAGUAUAAUUGGAAAUCAAAUUUAUUAAGACUUUUAAAAAUAAUUAUUAUUCCGAGAGGUUAUAUAAUAGGUAGAGAAGAUAGAAAUUUAUUAAGUCCCUUUGUACAAGUUGUUAGGUAUGAAAAAGACAAUAAUAUUUUUGAUAAUCCUGCGAUGGAAGCAGUCAUAGAUUUUAGAUGGAGGCAAGCAAGAAAUUAUUUUUUACAAAUAUUUCUCGCAUUUAUAGCAUAUGCGGUAUGUUUUGGUGUAAUAAGUUGGGCCUACAUGUCAAGACUUGAAGUCACAGGAAAUCUUAGGACUUUUUUAAUUUGUGUGAUGAUGUGUUUUUAUUAUCUGGCUUAUUAUUUAAUAGCUGUUGAAGUUAAGCAAGCAUGGCAUCAUGGUUUAAGAGCAUCUCUAAAUGUUAGCAAUUUAUUUGAUAUAAUUUCAAUCAUUACACCUUGCAUAGUUAUGUCAAUUUUUGUGGCAAGUUCAUUUCAACUUUCUGACGGAUUUGCAAAGGUUCAAACUAGUACAGGAAUUAUUGUUUGCAUUUCUUUUACGAUGUUAUUACUUUGGUGUGAAAUGCUUUUGUAUUUAAGAUUAUUAUCAGAAAUGGCUAUAUACAUUUAUUAUGUCAUUAUAAUAUUCUCUACAGUAUUUCCCUUUCUUAUAUUUAUGGCCUGUGUAAUCAUGGCUUUCGCUCAUGCCUUUUUCUUAUUAUUAUCAAAUCCAGACCUAGAUACCAUAAAACAAAAAACUAAUGGUUUCUCCGUAGUGAAUACUACAACACAUGAACCAAUAGAUAUGGAAAUGGAUUCGCAAUUUGAUCCUUCAUCAGCUUCAGAUAACCCGUUUUCAAAUUUUUUAUCAUCAGUUGAAGCAACAUAUUUCUGGAUUAAUGGUGUAUGGCCACAAAGAGAUGACUGGAAUUAUUGGGCCAUUGAAGUUUUAUCAUUAUUGGGAAGCGUCUUUAUAGUUACUAUAUUACAAAAUAUGUUAAUUGCUUUUAUGGGGUAAGUUACCUUUUUUAUAUUUUAUAUUGUCUUUAAAGUUGUUGUGAUUGAUGUUU